AUGGACAUCUCUGAUGCCAACGACACCAAGAACAACUUCUGCGUGACCCCUGGCUGGGGCUCCAUGAGGCUGGCUAAGCCUCUUCUGGCUGGCGCUCAGUACCGUUUGUACGUGAAGAUGAUCCCGACGGCCGAGGAUCCAAGCAUCUUCCUAGGAGAUGUGUAUAUCCUGCAAGAUUCGACCGUUGUGGGCAUAGUUGGUGCCAUGAAACUCCGACGUUAUCCACGUCUGCUUCUGAAGCGCUCCUUCCGUGGCCCCGUCGAUACCGAAGCCGAAGCCGACUGUAUCAGGCCUGCCAGAUGCAACCGUCGGACCGGCAGAGACGAACAAAGCCAUGGCACUCGUGGCUGCUGA
This is a messenger RNA of Monascus purpureus, 354 nucleotides long. The record is from the annotation of a GenBank genome assembly. NCBI's taxonomy places the organism in Eukaryota, Fungi, Ascomycota, Eurotiomycetes, Eurotiales, Aspergillaceae.